UGCUGGUCAGCAGGGACACGUAAAUAUUUACAUGUCACACAAAGUCCUCAUCAGCCAUGUGACACUGGGUCACAUACUGAAGUCAGUGUCUCCAUCUGGCACCACAUUAAGUGCACCUAAGGAGUUUUCUGUCUAUGGAAAGAAAACAGUAGAAGAUGAGGGAACUCUCCUUGGAACCUUUACGUAUGAUAAUGAUGGAGACCAGUUCCAAAACUUCAAGAGACAGGCCCAUAAGGAGGACAUGUUCAGUUUUGUAAAGUUGAAGGUGAACAGCAACUGGGGCGAGCCGAAGUACACCUGUCUGUACAAUUUCAGAGUACACGGAAAGAUAAGUAGCCCACACCCCACCCCUAUCUAGAAAAUACUACAUUACAUUAUAUUAGAGUCAUUUAACAGACGCUUUUAUCAAAACAGUCUUACAGUGGUUAGGCUCUAGCUUUAAGGGUCUUGUCUAAGGACCCAACUGGAAAGUUUUAAUAUUCGUCCCUUGGGGGAAUUAAACUCUGGUCUCCCGCUUGGGAGACAGAUGUUCUAUCUGAGCUAUCCAGCCACCUACUACAGUAGA
Molecule: messenger RNA, 565 nt
Organism: Melanotaenia boesemani (Boeseman's rainbowfish)
Lineage: Eukaryota; Metazoa; Chordata; Actinopteri; Atheriniformes; Melanotaeniidae
Product: SUN domain-containing protein 3-like
Exons: 3
Coding region: 32-358 (108 amino acids)
Biological process (GO): nuclear envelope organization
Cellular component (GO): nuclear envelope; meiotic nuclear membrane microtubule tethering complex
Molecular function (GO): protein-membrane adaptor activity
Source: RefSeq, a predicted model, not a curated record